CAGUUGAUUCUAGUCGGACUAGUUUUCCAUUCAUCUCUGCAGCAAUGGCAGCGUUUAGGACGGCACUGUAUGGACGCUUUCUUCAGCCUCUCCCUCUGUCCUUUGGGUCAUUACGGUUUGCCAGUUCCUCCUUCAAGGCUGCAGAUCUCAUCAUAGAGAGGAACCCUGUACCGAAGCCAAAGCCAGAUCCUUCUACCCUUGUAUUUGGCAAGCAGUUUUCAGACCACAUGUUGACCAUCUAUUGGUCUGCAACUAGAGGAUGGGAGGUUCCUCAGAUUAAGCCUUUCCAGAAUCUGUCUCUUCACCCUGCUUCCUCAGCCCUGCAUUACUCCAUAGAGCUCUUCGAGGGCAUGAAGGCAUUCCGGGGAGUAGAUAAUCUCAUCCGUCUCUUCAGGCCCAUGUUGAAUAUGGAGCGCAUGUACCGCAGUUCUGAAAGGAGUUGUCUGCCUUUGUUUGAUAAGGGCGAGCUGCUGAAAUGUAUUAAGAAGCUGGUUGAGAUUGACCAAGAAUGGGUUCCUUACUCCACAGAUGCCAGUCUAUAUAUCAGACCUACAUUUAUAGGAAUCGAGCCUUCUCUAGGUGUGUCUCGAGCAGGCCAUGCUUUGCUGUUUGUCAUUGUUGGACCUGUUGGACCUUAUUUUGCCACUGGAGGAUUUAGUCCAGUGUCCUUGCUGGCAGAUCCUAGUUUUGUCAGGGCCUGGAGGGGAGGUGUUGGAGAAUACAAGAUGGGAGGGAAUUAUGGACCAACAAUCGCUGUUCAGAGUGAGGCGGCGAAGAAGGGCUGUCAGCAGGUCCUCUGGCUGUAUGGAGAUAAUGAGGAGAUCACUGAGGUUGGAACCAUGAAUCUCUUCAUCUACUGGACCACAGAGAAAGGAGAGAGAGAGCUUGUCACCCCUCCACUAGAUGGCAUCAUUCUUCCAGGAGUCACCAGACAGUCUCUGCUGGACCUAGCAAGAGAAUGGGGGGACUUCAAAGUGACAGAGCGCAAAGUAGUAAUGAAGGAGCUGAUAAAUGCUUUAAAUGAGGGCCGAAUUCUGGAAGUCUUCGGUUCUGGCACGGCAUGUGUGGUGUGUCCGGUUGGCAGUCUACUCUACAGAGGCCAGACCUACCAAAUACCUACAAUGCAGAAUGGUCCAGAUCUUGCAAAAAGAUUCCAUAAGGAACUCACUGACAUGCAGUAUGGAGUCAAGCAGAGGGACUGGGCACCACUGGUUGUCUAGCUAAUAUCAGUCUGGAAGAUUGUCAGUUCUCAUGUCUAAAACCUUUUAUUAUGUGUGUUUUUGUGUGUGGAUUUAGAGAGAUGGAUGUUAUUCUACAGUAACAAACUUUUUAAAUGGAAAUUCACCUAUUAAAUAUGCAGUCUAAACAACCUUACAUCCUGCUUGCUUAGAGAGCCAUAUGGCACAAUUUGUAGCACUAGAGAUUAUCCUUUUUAACCUUUUGAGCACAAGCUUCAUAAACCAUGUGUAUGCAACUAAUCUUAAAGGCGUUAAUAUAUUCUUCUUGCAGUAGUGAAGGAGCUUGUUGAUAGAUCUUCAUGGAAUGGAGUUUUUUGUUUGAAUCAGUUUCCUUAUUGUCUUCUAAAAUGGCUGAACAUUUUUCUUCAACAUACACUCACCAGCCACUUUAUUAUGUACACUUGUACAUACAUAUUCAUGCGAUUAUCUAAUCAGCCAAUGGUAUGACAGCAGUGUAAUGUAUAAAAUCACACAGAUACGGGUCAGGAGCUUCAGU
Messenger RNA from Xyrauchen texanus (razorback sucker), 1734 nucleotides. RefSeq names its product branched chain amino-acid transaminase 2, mitochondrial (gene bcat2). Gene Ontology annotation, cellular component: mitochondrion. The record is from RefSeq and is a predicted model, not a curated record. The coding region runs from base 45 to 1220 and encodes 391 amino acids. Lineage: Eukaryota; Metazoa; Chordata; Actinopteri; Cypriniformes; Catostomidae. Gene Ontology annotation, molecular function: branched-chain-amino-acid:2-oxoglutarate transaminase activity. The transcript is spliced from 11 exons. Gene Ontology annotation, biological process: L-valine biosynthetic process; L-leucine biosynthetic process.